AUCAACGCAAACUCAAUUCUAUAGUCAACGCCAACACAGAAUCUCCGUUCACCUUCUCAUUGGCUUACCAUUCUCUCUCUCCCCUCCUCCUAUUUAAACGCCCUUCCUUCCCCACUUCCUCUGUUUGUUUCCGUUACUUCUCUCUCUUCACAGGAUUUAGUGUUGAAUUUCGGCGAAAAAAAUGGCGGCUGCAGAUUCUUCGUCUCCCCGUGAGGAGAAUGUUUACCUGGCCAAGUUGGCGGAGCAGGCAGAGCGGUAUGAGGAGAUGGUGGAGUUCAUGGAGAAGGUUGCCAAGUCGGUGGACGCUGGGGAGUUGACGGUGGAGGAGAGGAACUUACUCUCUGUGGCGUACAAGAAUGUGAUUGGGGCGAGGAGGGCUUCCUGGAGGAUCAUCUCCUCCAUUGAGCAGAAGGAGGAGAGCAGAGGGAAUGAGGACCAUGUCUCUGUUAUCAAGGAGUACAGGGGAAAGAUUGAGGCUGAGCUCAGCAAGAUCUGUGAUGGAAUUUUGAAUCUCCUUGAGUCCAAUCUCAUACCAUCUGCUGCGGCCCCUGAGUCUAAGGUGUUUUACCUUAAAAUGAAAGGUGACUACCACAGGUACCUUGCUGAGUUCAAGACUGGGGCAGAGAGAAAAGAAGCUGCAGAAAGUACUUUGUUAGCUUACAAAUCAGCUCAGGAUAUUGCUCUUGCUGAACUUGCCCCCACCCACCCGAUUAGGCUCGGUCUUGCACUCAACUUUUCUGUGUUCUACUAUGAAAUCCUUAACUCGCCAGAUCGUGCUUGUAAUCUUGCGAAGCAGGCAUUUGAUGAGGCGAUUUCUGAGCUUGACACAUUGGGUGAAGAGUCAUACAAGGACAGUACAUUGAUCAUGCAGCUUCUCCGAGAUAAUCUGACUUUGUGGACGUCCGACAUUACGGAUGAUGCUGGAGAUGAGAUCAAGGAAACAUCUAAGCCACAAUCAGGCGAUGGGGAGCAAUAAUGUGGUAGUUGGCGGCAUGUGUAUUACCCUUAAUAUAGAUUCCAUGUUGGGUUCCAUAGUAGGAUUUUAGUUGUGGAUUUCAUGAUUUCAAGUGCAGUUUGCCCUUGGGAUUACAAUGUUUUAAUGGACCAUUUAUGUGUUUUAUUGAUGAGAAGAAUAUGCUUGGUGGUUUAGUGAUUUAUAAUUUUUUUAUUGUUGGCUGUUUAUGAAUGCUUAGUGUUGUUGUGAA
Lotus japonicus is the source of this 1205-nucleotide messenger RNA. RefSeq names its product 14-3-3-like protein A. Gene Ontology annotation, biological process: signal transduction. Bases 182 to 976 code for a protein of 264 amino acids. Lineage: Eukaryota; Viridiplantae; Streptophyta; Magnoliopsida; Fabales; Fabaceae. The record is from RefSeq and is a predicted model, not a curated record. Gene Ontology annotation, cellular component: cytoplasm. The transcript has 5 exons.